AUGUCUGACUCUCCGCCCCAACUACUCUUUGUCGAUGCCUAUGACUCCUUCUCAGAGAACAUCAUCGCACUGCUGAGAAACCUGCUCGACGUGGUGGUUUACGACAUCAAAAUCGACACCGACAUCCCCCGAGAUUUCGGGCUGUCUGAGGAUGCCUUCUUCCGGCAGUUUCACGCCAUUGUGCUUGGUCCAGGGCCGGGCAACCCGCUGAACAACAGCGAUGUUGGCCUGUACAAGGCCGUGUGGAGGAUUGCUGCUACGCACAGUAUCCCGGUAUUGGGGAUAUGUCUUGGCUUCCAGAGCCUGUGUAUUGCUCAGGGCAUGGAGAUCCGCCGCCUGCAGAUGCCGUGCCAUGGUCAUGCGAAGGCGAUUCGGCAUCGUUGUCAGGACAUCUUCCGUGGCUCAGGCGUGCUGCUUGCCACAUGCUACAACAGCUUGGGAGUGCGACUACAGCAGAGAGAAGAGACGUUGUUCUCAAGGCCCAGCUCGCCGGAUUCAGGCUAUGAUUCUAAACCGGUGUCGUCCAGAACAUCAUUCGAGGCAGAGCACGGAGUCACAAACACUGGUGGCGAAUGCAAGACGUUGGAAAUUUUGGCCUGGGACGAUGACGGCUGGAUCCAGGCUGUGAAGCACCUGACCCAGCCAUUCUGGGGUCUGCAGUUCCACCCUGAGUCGUGCAAGUCGAACGAGGCUUGUCACAAGGUUCUGCAAAACUGGUGGAACGACGUGGAGACAUCAAAUGCCGAACUCAGACCGCCGCUACUCGCAAGAUCGAUGCCAUCAAAAGGCAUUCAACGAUCUGCUGAGCCGGUAAAAUCUGAGCUAGAUCAUAUGUCUGCGAUACUGGCUCAGCUCACGCCUUUGCCCAGCACCGAUGGUGUCCAAUAUGAGGAGCUGCAACUAUGUUUGAGCAGAAACGAUAUUGCAAACCUUUGCUACGAGCUCUCACUUCACGAGCACGUGUCCAUGUUGGAGUCGUCCAAAAAGGGUCGCUACAGCAUCUACGCAGUCACCGACCAGUCAACCUGGACGUUGGAAUAUGCUCAGAACCACACAAGAAUCAUCACAGACGAAGUGAUUGAGAGCCAGCGAAUGAAUCUCACAGAUGCAAUGAGUCUCGUGGAGGCCUUCAUGUCAUCGCGGCUGAUUUUGGACGGCCCAGAAGACUCUCCUUUUUGGGCUGGCCUGGUAGGCUACUUCUCCUACGAGCUCGGCCUCGACCUCCUCAACAUCGCCGAUCCACUUCAGAGCCCACCCCCACGGGACGUCCCAGACUACAGCUUGAUGUGGGUGGAACGCAGCAUCGUCGUUGACAAAGAGACCGGCACCAUCUACGUACAAUCCGUACGGCCUGACGACGCCGCCUGGAUCGCCUCGACAUCCUCCCACAUCAAGCAUCUCUCCACCGCCUCAGCACCAACCCCGUCCCCCAAGCUUGACCUUAGCGACGCCCAAAUCACGCCACCUUCCCACGCCCACUACACCUCCCUUAUCUCGCAAUGCCAGGAUCACCUCCACGCCGGCUCAUCCUACGAACUCUGCCUCACAACCUCCACGCCACUCUCCCUCCCAGCCCUCCCGCCCUUCUCCCUCCACCAACACCUCCUAAGGCACAACCCCUCGCCCUACUCCGCCCUCCUCCUCCACCCCUCCAUAACAAUCCUCUCCUCCUCCCCCGAACAAUUCCUUUCCUGGCCGCGGCCCACCUCCACCUCCCCAGACACAUCCCUGUCCAUGAUGCCCAUGAAAGGCACCCUCGCCAAGACCCCCGGCAUGACCGCCGCCUCCGCCGCGGCCCUGCUCGCCACCCCCAAAGAAGAAGCCGAAAAUCUCAUGAUCGUGGACCUGAUCCGCCACGACCUACAUCGCGCGCUCAACAGCGACAGAGGCAGAAGCGGCAGCAGCAGCGACAACCAAUCCCAACUCCAAUCCCACAGCAAAGUCCAGGUCAUCAAGCUCUUCGAGCUCGUCGAAGCCGAAACCGUCUACCAACUCAUCUCGCACAUCCGCGGCACCACUCCAGCACCACCACCACCUUCAACAACGUCCCCACCCACAACCUCCCCUGACUCUCCGAACCAGCACAACCACAACCUCCUCCUAAAAGCAAAGCGCAAAACCCUCACAACAGCCCUCACCACCCUCCGCGCCACCCUGCCCCCAGGUAGCAUGACGGGCGCGCCCAAAAAAAGGUCCUGCGAGAUUCUACGCGGCCUCGAGAACCGCAAUCGCGGUGCCUACGCGGGUGUAUUGGGGUAUUUGGAUGUCGGGGGUGGUGGAAGCUGGAGCGUGGGGAUUCGGUGUGCUUUUUCGCCCAACACUGCCAAAGACAGGGAUUCAAGUGGUGGCGGUGGUGCAGCAGCAGGAGGGGAAGGGGAAGGGGAGCCAGAGGGGGAAGGGAGGAGCAGGAGACAAUGGCACGUCGGCGCCGGCGGCGCCAUCACGGUCCUCAGCGAUGUCGAGGGCGAGUGGGACGAGAUGCGCGUCAAGAUGGAGAGCGUGCUGCGUGGCUUUCGUGGCGGCUAG
This is a messenger RNA of Cyphellophora europaea CBS 101466, 2526 nucleotides long. RefSeq names its product aminodeoxychorismate synthase. The record is from RefSeq and is a predicted model, not a curated record. The transcript has a single exon. The coding region runs from base 1 to 2526 and encodes 841 amino acids. NCBI's taxonomy places the organism in Eukaryota, Fungi, Ascomycota, Eurotiomycetes, Chaetothyriales, Cyphellophoraceae. Gene Ontology annotation, biological process: L-tryptophan biosynthetic process.